Messenger RNA from Pantherophis guttatus, 8421 nucleotides. It is a transcript of the gene ATP9A, whose product is annotated as ATPase phospholipid transporting 9A. Gene Ontology annotation, cellular component: plasma membrane; endosome; trans-Golgi network. Gene Ontology annotation, biological process: phospholipid translocation; retrograde vesicle-mediated transport, Golgi to endoplasmic reticulum; endocytosis. Gene Ontology annotation, molecular function: ATPase-coupled intramembrane lipid carrier activity; magnesium ion binding; ATP binding. NCBI's taxonomy places the organism in Eukaryota, Metazoa, Chordata, Lepidosauria, Squamata, Colubridae. The record is from RefSeq and is a predicted model, not a curated record.
GAGUUCGGCAGGCAGCGGCGCGCUCUCCUCCCAGCUCGGAGAGGCUGGGUGUGGGCCGGGCGAGGCGAAAGCUGGCGACGAGCCGAACCUGUUUCGCGCUCCUCCCUCGCCGGCGCUCCUCGCCACGGCUGCCGCGGUCAUGACCGAUAACAUCCCCUUGCAGCCGGUCAGGCAGAAGAAGCGGAUGGACAACAAGCACCGCGGCGGAUGCUGUGAAUGCCUAAGAUGUUGUGGAAGAAGAGAUCCCAGGCCUCGAACCGUCUGGCUUGGCCAUCCCGAAAAGAGGGAUCAGAGAUAUCCACGCAAUGUCGUCAACAACCAGAAGUACAACUUCUUUACUUUUCUACCAGGAGUCCUGUUCAACCAAUUCAAAUAUUUCUUCAAUCUCUACUUUUUAUUUCUUGCCUGUUCUCAAUUUGUUCCUGAAAUGAGGCUUGGUGCACUUUACACAUAUUGGGUUCCACUGGGCUUUGUGCUUACUGUUACCAUCAUCCGUGAGGCAGUAGAAGAGAUCCGAUGUUACAUGCGUGACAAGGAAGUCAACUCUCAGAUUUACAGCAAGCUCACAGCAAGAGGCACAGUGAAGGUGAAAAGUUCUAAUAUUCAAGUGGGGGACCUUAUCAUUGUGGAAAAGAACCAACGGGUCCCUGCUGACAUGAUUUUCUUGAGGACAUCAGAAAAGAACGGGUCCUGCUUUCUCCGAACGGAUCAGCUGGAUGGUGAAACAGAUUGGAAACUGCGCCUGCCUGUCAGCUGUACUCAGAGGUUACCUACUGCUUCUGACCUUCUUCAAAUCAGGUCAUAUGUGUAUGCAGAGGAGCCAAAUAUUGACAUCCAUAACUUCGUUGGGACAUUCACAAGAGAGGACAGUGACCCUCCUGUGAAUGAGAGCUUGAGUAUUGAAAAUACCCUCUGGGCUAGCACAGUAAUUGCUUCAGGAACAGUUGUGGGAGUUGUUCUCUAUACAGGCCAAGAGUUACGCAGUGUCAUGAAUACCUCAAAUCCACGCAGUAAGAUUGGUCUCUUUGACUUGGAAGUUAACUGUCUAACCAAGAUACUCUUUGCGGCCUUGGUGGUGGUCUCCCUUGUCAUGGUCUCCCUCCAACACUUUGCUGGCCGCUGGUACCUUCAGAUCCUCAGAUUUCUUCUUCUGUUCUCAAAUAUCAUUCCUAUCAGUUUACGAGUGAAUCUUGACAUGGGAAAAAUUGUCUACAGUUGGAUGAUCCGGAGGGAUUCUAAAAUUCCUGGCACAGUAGUUCGAUCUAGCACAAUCCCAGAGCAACUAGGCAGAAUAUCCUACUUGCUUACUGAUAAGACAGGGACUCUAACACAGAAUGAGAUGGUUUUCAAACGUGUCCAUCUUGGAACAAUGGCUUAUGGGUUUGACUCCAUAGAUGAAGUUCAGAGCCAUAUCUUUAGCAUAUAUACACAGCAGUCGCAGGAACCACCUGUUUUAAAAGCACCCAGCCUGGCUACCAAAGUACGAAAAACCCUGAGCAGCCGUGUCCAUGAGGCAGUGAAAGCAAUUGCGCUCUGCCACAAUGUGACUCCUGUCUACGAAUCGAAUGGUGUGACAGAUCAGGCUGAAGCUGAGAAGCAUUAUGAAGAUUCUUGCAGGGUGUACCAAGCUGCUAGUCCUGAUGAGGUGGCCCUGGUGCAAUGGACAGAAAGUGUUGGCUUGACACUGGUUGGAAGAGACCAGGCUUCUGUGCAGCUGAGGACUCCUGGUGGCCACAUUCUAAACUAUACCAUCCUGCAGAUUUUCCCCUUCACGUACGAAAGUAAACGAAUGGGGAUCAUUGUUCGGGAUGAAUCUACAGGAGAAAUAACAUUCUACAUGAAAGGGGCGGAUGUGGUUAUGGCAGGCAUUGUUCAGUACAAUGACUGGCUAGAGGAAGAGUGUGGUAACAUGGCAAGAGAAGGAUUAAGGGUUCUUGUAGUAGCAAAGAAAUCCCUGUCUGAGGAGCAAUAUCAAGAUUUUGAGGCCCGCUACGUCCAAGCAAAAUUAAGUGUCCACGAUCGCUCCCUGAAGGUAGCCACAGUGAUUGAGAGUCUGGAGAUGGAGAUGGAGCUUCUGUGCCUGACUGGAGUAGAAGAUCAGCUACAGGUGGAUGUCAGGCCAACUUUGGAAACUCUGAAAAAUGCUGGCAUUAAGGUAUGGAUGCUCACAGGGGAUAAACUGGAAACAGCCACGUGUACAGCUAAGAAUGCACAUCUGGUAACCAGGUCUCAGGACAUUCAUAUAUUUAGACUGGUGACCAACCGUGGAGAAGCACAUUUGGAGCUAAAUGCUUUCCGCCGCAAGCAUGACUGUGCGCUGGUGAUUUCUGGGGAUUCCUUGGAGGUAUGCUUGAAAUACUAUGAGUACGAGUUCAUGGAACUGGCUUGCCAGUGUCCAGCAGUCAUCUGCUGUAGAUGUGCCCCAACACAAAAGGCUCAGAUUGUACGCUUACUCAAGGAGAGAACUGGGAAGCUGACCUGCGCAGUAGGUGACGGGGGAAAUGAUGUCAGUAUGAUUCAGGAGGCAGACUGUGGUGUUGGUGUUGAAGGAAAGGAAGGAAAACAAGCCUCACUUGCAGCAGAUUUCUCCAUCACUCAGUUUAAGCACCUGGGACGGCUACUGAUGGUGCAUGGAAGAAACAGCUACAAAAGAUCUGCUGCUCUCAGCCAGUUUGUGAUCCACAGAAGUUUGUGCAUCAGUACCAUGCAGGCAGUUUUCUCUUCGGUGUUUUACUUUGCUUCUGUUCCGCUCUAUCAAGGCUUCCUCAUCAUUGGAUAUUCUACCCUCUACACCAUGUUUCCAGUAUUCUCUCUAGUGCUGGACAAAGAUGUCAAAGCAGUAGUGGCUAUGUUGUAUCCAGAGCUCUACAAAGAUCUCCUGAAGGGAAGACCGUUGUCUUAUAAGACAUUUUUGAUCUGGGUUUUAAUAAGUAUCUAUCAAGGCAGCAUAAUUAUGUAUGGCGCACUUCUGCUUUUUGAGUCUGAAUUCGUCCACAUUGUGGCAAUUUCCUUCACAUCUUUGAUCCUCACUGAACUGCUGAUGGUGGCACUGACCAUUCAGACGUGGCAUUGGCUCAUGAUAGUGGCAGAAUUACUCAGUCUGUCAUGCUACAUUGCCUCACUGGUCUUCUUACAUGAAUUUAUUGAUGUUUACUUCAUAGCAACUUUAUCGUUCUUAUGGAAGGUGACUGUGAUCACCUUAGUCAGCUGUCUUCCUCUCUAUGUCCUAAAGUACCUGAGACGAAGGUUUUCUCCCCCAAGUUAUUCAAAACUAACCUCAUAGGAGCAAGGACUCACUUUUCUUCUUUGCACAGUGCUUACAGACUCAAUAAAUGUGUAUUCAUCAUCGAACGAUGUCCGACAGUUGGAUAAGCAAUCUGCACUGGCUGGGGAACAGUGCUGGAAGACUGAAUAAUUCAGUUAAAACACACACAAAAAGACCCUCCUCACAGUCAAACGAAGCAGAGAGAACUUAUAUCAGCGAUUCAGUUUUGUCACUUUAUAUUUAUCAAACUGAAAACAAAUGCAUGUAACUGGGAAGAAAAAAACUGUCUGCAUGGGAUGGGUCUGGAAAAUGCUGAGUCAGCUGUUGAGAUGACGGAUUAUUUUUUUUUUCAAAUGUAUUUUCCUUUUUCUGGGGGGUCAACUUAUUUAAUUUCCUCAUUUUUAUUGCUACUUAUCUUUUGAGUUCAGGUUCUCAUUGUGAAUAUUUUCUGUGCCUUGGGAAAUGCUUUCAUCUGAGCAACACAACAAUGUAGUUAACAGGCCACUGUACAUACCUCAAGCCGGGUUGACCUCUUUGAAGUGGUCCAACGCAAAUCAGAAUUACUGGUUUCUAUUGGCUACGGUUUUUCUUGAGUUUUCUGCAGAAAAGGAAUUCACAGACGACUCUUUCCAGUUAAAACAUGUUGCAGUGGUUUUCUAAAGGGAAUGUGUCUUUUUCCUAAAGAGAAAAUUAUUGAAAAGUUUUUUGGGAGGGGAGAAGAAAAUUGUAACCCCCUAUCCUGGUUCUGCAAGGACAAACUGCCCAUUUAUUAAGAUGAAGGUAAGAGUGGAAGAUCAUUACCAGGAAAAGAAGAACAGUCAGAAGCUCAGGUUUCACCCUACAAUUUACCACCUUCCCCUCUGCAACCUCCAGCUCUCUUUUCUGAGAUUUUCUGCAAAACAGCUAAAACAAGCUUGGCUGCCAGAACCAAAGAGAAUAAAGGGAAUGAGAUAACUUGACAGGUAAGAAAAAGGAUCAGAAGUUAGGGAUGGGCAAGGCCUUAGGAGUUAUUGAAGAAACAUUUGUGCAAAGCACAGCUCUGAAGCUACGUCACAAAACAACAGACCUUUAGUCACGUUGUCAUCUUGGAAGAGGCUUUGUACACUGCCUGGAUGCAACAUCAUUUUCUGGCCAAUGGAACUUCCAGAUUCAGACUGAUGCACAAUACUUGAAGGAAGUGUUACCUGUAUGGCUUGAUCUGUUCUGUCCAUAGGGCAUAAAUCCCCUUACCACUGCCUUUUUGGAUAUUUAUUAAGAAUCCCUAUUAAAAAUAAAAUUUUAAUGCUAAUUCUCCCGUGCACAUUCCCCAAUUCACAUUACAUUGUUUUCUCCCAAAAUGCAGGUUUCAUUAUACUUUCCCCCAAGUAUUUAGAGGCAGUUAUAAAUGUGCAGGGAUGCGGUGACUCAGUGGCUAAGAUGCUGAGCUUGUUGAUCAAAAAUUCGGCAGUUCAGCGGUUCGAAUCCCUAGUGCCGUGUAAUGGGGUGAGCUCCCGUUACUUAUCCCAACUUCUGCCAACCUAGCAGUUCAAAAGCACGUAAAAAAUGCAAGUAGAAAAAUAGGGACCACCUUUGGUGGGAAGGUAACAGUGUUCCGUGCACCUUUGGCAUUUAGUCAUGCUGGCCACAUGACCACCGAGACGUCUUCGGACAGCACUGGCUCUUCGGCUUUGAAAUGGAGAUGAGCACCACCCCCUAGAGUCGGGAACGACUAGCACAUAUGUGCAUGGGGAACCUUAACCUUUUACCUAUAAAUGUGCAGUUGUGUCCUCACUCUGAACAAGAAAAAGUGAUAAAAGCACUCCCACCAACAUUGACUGGGCAAGCCACUAGAAUAGAAAUGAGAGCAAACCUUACUCCUUACUGAUGAUGUUACAUAGUUUGGGUAAUGAAACAUCUGCAAGAAAACAAUCCAGCUCAGAGAGCCCCAAGGAGCCCUCAUCUUCCUUUCCAUUUUCUUCACUAUCCUGUAACAAAGGAAAAAUUCUCCUUGUAGAGCAGAUUGCACGAAGACUUGAACAUUGGGGUAAUCAGAGUUUAGAUUUAAGAUGGAAAGAUGAUUACACUCAGCUAAAAUGUUGUACUCAAUUUGAGUUGAGCAAAACUUUUGAACUCUGGUGCUUCAUGUUGGACAGAAUAUUUCAAGUGGGGUAUGGCCAGGUAAAGUAGAAUGGAAAAAAUACUGUCAUGAUCUGGACUGUGUAUACAUAUUAAUGCACCCCAAGAUAAGAUUUGCCUUUGUAGCAGCUGUAUCACACAGUUAUAUCAUGUUUAAUUUCUGGUCAAUAAGUACAUCUCUUAUCGCAUUCACUGCUGUCUAGUCAGGUCUUCCCCAUCCUAUACGUGCAUCUUUCACUUAAUUUUUCCAAGUGCAGAAUUUAAAUCUCUGAUAAAUCCAUCCUCUUCACAUCAGCUCAUUGUUUAAACCUGAUUAGAUAUUAUGAAGCUUUUUUCGUUCCUGAAGAGUAUUAGCUGAUAAAAAUAUUGAAAGCACAGGGUUUUGUGAUAGCACGCCACAUGAAACUUUCCCUCAAGCUGAAAUGAGCCGGUAUUAAGCAUGGUCAUUGACCCAGUUUUGAGUCCAAUAGCAAUAUCGUCUAACGCAGAUGACAGGCACAAAAUAGGAAUUAAGAAUUUCUGCUUUCUCAUCAUCUAUUAACAAUUUCUCACUUUCCUGCUGUACUCUGCUCUUUUUCACUUCUGAAUCUUUAUAGUGUAUUCCCAGAUAAAUUAGAGUUGAAAUUCUGGAUACACUUGGGAGUAACUCUUUUUAAACUUGUGUGUAAAAAUAUUGUAUGCAUUCGAGUGGGCUGUAAAGGACACUUUCCUUUAUAUGACUAAAGGAUCCAAGAGUAGAAUGCUAUUAUGCUAAUACUGUAUAAUGAAAGAGACUGCAAAUGGCUGAUUAAUACAAGUGAGAUAGCUUCUUUUUUAUUUUUUCACCUGCUGGAGAGGGGAUAGACAUGGAUAUAUUUGGGGAAAGGGUAUAAAACUUGCAUUUCUUUUACCUUCUGUAACCAUUUCCUUAACAGUAACUUUUAUUUUUUUAUAUAUGAAACUUUGGUGUUUGUGUAGAACAAUUUCCUCCAAUUAGCUACCUUUCAUUUCUGUAGGAAAUCAGCUUGGAAUAGCAAGAGUUGGAAUUUGGAAUCUCCAGAGAACACAGAAUUGGGGAAAGUUGGUGUAAUGAAUUAUGAGGUUAAUUCUGAGUGGUAUUGGCCAUUAUCCAUUGGAUGGUUAGGUAUCUCCACUGCACAAAGGACCUCCAAGAAUAGAAAUAAAGAUAACAAGGAAGCAAAACUUCUACUAUAACUGUUUAAACACUGGGGCAUUUUGAUAACUGCACACAUUCUGUAAUGGUGUUGAUUUCACAUUGGAAAUAAGACUAUGUGGCUGUAUAUUUUGAUCCAGAACAAUUGGUGAUAAAUCCAUGAUUGAAUGCAUCAGGUUGAGUAAACUCUUCUCCCUUCAGACAUGGUUGAACUAUAGAUGGCAUGGCCAUUGUAUAGGUUGCCCUGGUGGUGCAGUGGUUAGAAUGCAGUAUUGCAGGCUAAUUCUGCCCACAGUCUGGAGUUCAAUCCUGAUGGGGCUCAAGGUUGAUUCAGCCUUCAAAUCUUCUGAGGUCAGUAAUAUGAGGACCCAGAUUGUUGGGGGCAAUAUGCUCAAUCUGUAAACCACUUGAGACUGCUGUAAAGCAUUAUGGAGUGGCAUGUAAGUCUAAAAGCUAUUGCUAUUGCUAGGCACAAUAAUUUGUUCAUGAGUUGAGGAUCCAUAGAUUCCCACUCCUGGGACUAGGGAGUUUCCUCCUUAGGAAAUUUAGUUGUCACUUGCUGAUGCUAAGGCAAUUCUUUCAGAUCAUGUUUUUUUCAGGCUGGGUCUGGUUAGAAGACUAUUGGAUGACAUGCUCUCUGGGCACUUAAGUUAUGGAAGGCUUUUCAUCUGUAGGUCAUUCUUUCAUUUGGGCCUUUGUGGGGACUUCCUUUUUCCACUUGCUUUGUCCUCUUGACAAAUGAUGCCAUCAUCUCUAGUGCCAAAUGUCCUUUGGACUCAGAUACAUAACCUCUGCCUGAGGACCACACAAUGCUUUACGCAAUGUGACAAGGGCCAUGCUCCAAAAUAUAAAAUUAAAAUUCAUUUAAACUCUUCCCCCGUUCCAAAAAGUAAAUAAAAUACCAAAAAUCCUGGGUUGGACUCUGCAACCACAGAUAGGAAUGCCACGUACAGUCUCCCAGUCAAUAAUUUUUAUACUUCUACUGUGCAAUGUGCAUAUCAUGCAUGAGUAAUACAAUAAGGAAAUAUCCCAGAGGUAGAUCCUUACAUAGGUGGUCCUCAUUUAGUGACCAUUCACAGUUAUGACGAUGGAAAAGUAACUUUACAACCAAUCCUCACAUUUAAGAUUUUCACAGGUCUGUAAAGCAUAAGGAAAGCUGAAGUAAGAUCUUACACUGAAGUAGGUAUGAUCUUAUACCCACAGUAGCAGUUACACUUAGCAACUGCUUCACUUAACAACUGAGUUGUUCCCAUUUGUAGUUACUAAACAAGGACCACCUAUAUAUUAGAUAUUAAAGCCAAUAAUGACUUACUAAUGUAAAUCCAAGGGGAGGAAAUUGUCUGCCCAAUAAUUCCAUUUCUGGAGCAGAUUAGGAAGGGUAUUAAAUAAGCCUCCAGAGAUCAAAAUACAGCAAGAGUAACACAUCCAGCAUAGCCUAAUUAGGUACAGAAAACUAAACUGAGGAUUAAGGUUGGAUUAAAACUCAUGCCUGAGCAUUUAAAAUGGAACUGUCCAAGGGUGGAUUGUGUUUCAUUUUCCUUGGAACAUUUAAACUUGUGUUUGAGAGUAUUCCAAAACUUUCUGUUAAUUGUGAUCCGGUUGAUUGCCAUCACCUAAUUAAAUAUGUAUUUCUAAGCUUUUCAAAUGUACAGCAGAAAACUCUUUCCCUCUCCUGUGUUGGAGGUAUGAAUCCCCAUGUCAAAUUAUUUGUGAUGCCUAUGUUUUGUACUUGUCCUCUUGUCAAUUGAGAUGUGCAUAUUCUUGAUCAAAGAGAAAUAUACAUGCAAAUUGAGUAAUUGUCAUGUGCAGUUCCAUGUUGCAGAUGUGUAAGAACUUUUAAAAAGGGAAUGGUUGAAAACAAGUUAACAAUAAAUUUUAUGGAACUUCA